AUGGGCUCCUUCCCUGUUUCUCUACCCCGGCCUCCACCAGCCUCGGGCUCCCACCGGCCUCGGCCCCCACCGGCCUCGGCCCCCACCGGCCUCGGGCUCCCACCGGCCUCGGCCCCCUCCGGCCUCGGGCCCCCUCCGGCCUUGGGCCCCCACCGGCCUCGGCCCCCACCGGCCUCGGGCCCCCACCGGCCUCGGGCCCCCUCCGGCCUUGGGCCCCCACCGGCCUCGGCCCCCACCGGCCUCGGGCUCCCACUGGCCUCAGCCCCCACCGGCCUCAGCCCCCACCGGCCUCGGCCCCCACUGGCCUCCUGCCCCCCCCACCCCGACAGCCUCCCGUUCUCCCUGCCCCCCCGCCCCCGACAGCUUAAAACAAUAACUGGGAAGGAGGACAGUGGCCCCCGGUCCCCGCCCAAGCAUGGCCCAUCUGGUCGCCUUCACCGGGCUUCUGACUUUGUGCUCCGGGGUCAAGCAGGGAGAGCCAGUCCUUGUCCACCCUCCCUGCCCCCACCUCUGGUCCCCUCUUUUCCAGAACGAGCCUCCGCUAGUGGAUCAGCGCCCACUCCUGCCGUACCACGACGUAUUCCCGGCUCUGCUCGUUCCGCUCAGCAUCGGGCCCGCGACUCUUUCCGGGUUCCUAAAACCGGCUUCAGCUUUUUUGUGGAACAAAAAUAUUCCCGGAGCCCCACGUGCCACAGCUCGUCCGGGCGCCCUCCCGCUGAUGGCCCAACGCUGGGUAACGGUUCCUUGCCGCCCCCAGAGCUGCCGACGCCUGUGGGGGACCUUUCCUGCUCUGUGGUUUCCUCGGGAUGCAGCCCCGGCCCAGCCGGCUCCAAGGGUCUGCAGUCCCUGCGUCCUCCCGGGAGAUUCCAGAUUAAAGCCAGUGCUCUUGGUGCUGCUGUUGGUCACGACGCACAGGAGCACAGCCGGAGCCGGGAGAAGCGGAGCAGGCAGACAGCGUCAGAGAAGGACAAGGCGGUGAUCGCCAUUCACACCCGGGCCAGAAGGGAGAGCUCAGCCCAGAGCACAGAACAAAACCUGAGGCCGGGCGAGCCAUGGGCUGGGGAAGGCACAGGUGCCCAUCGCACCCCGGGGUGUCAGGUCCAGGCGGCAGCCGCUGCCUCCCUGGGGGCCAGCUCCAUGCCCGGGGGCCAGCUCCGUGUCCCUGGAGACCAGCUCCGUGCCCAGGGGACCAGUUCCGUGUCUGGGGGGACCAGCUCCGUGCCCGGGGGGACCAGCUCCAUGCCCUGGGGACCAGCUCCGUGUCUGGGGGGACCAGCUCCGUGUCUGGGGGGACCAGCUCCGUGUCCGGGGGGCCAGCUCUGUGCCCGGGGGGACCAGCUCUGUGCCCGGGGGGACCAGCUCCGUGUCCGGGGGGCCAGCUCCGUGCCCAGGGGGCCAGCUCCGUGCCCGGGGGGACCAGCUCCGUGUCCGGGGGGCCAGCUCCAUGUCCCUGGGGACCAGCUCCGUGCCCAGGGGACCAGUUCCGUGUCUGGGGGGGGCCAGCUCCGUGUCUGGGGGGCCAGCUCUGUGCCCGGGGGGACCAGCUCCGUGUCCGGGGGGCCAGCUCCGUGUCCGGGGGGCCAGCUCCGUGUCCCUGGGGACCAGCUCCGUGCCCAGGGGACCAGUUCCGUGUCUGGGGGGGGCCAGCUCCGUGUCUGGGGGGCCAGCUCCAUGUCCCUGGGGACCAGCUCCGUGCCCGGGGGGACCAGCUCCGUGCCCGGGGGGACCAGCUCCAUGCCCUGGGGACCAGCUCCGUGUCUGGGGGGGCCAGCUCCGUGUCUGGGGGGCCAGCUCCGUGCCCGGGGGGACCAGCUCCGUGCCCGGGGGGACCAGCUCCGUGUCUGGGGGGGCCAGCUCCGUGUCUGGGGGGGGCCAGCUCCGUGUCUGGGGGGGCCAGCUCCGUGUCUGGGGGGGGGGGCAGGAGUCUCCUUCACUAUCUCCAGGAGCUCAGAAGCCCGAGCCGGCCCCCCGAGGGCCGUCCACAAGCGGAAGGCUUUAGGGCCCCCUCGUUCUCCAGCCCAGAGAGGACAGGACGCUUCCCCAGAACGGCCGGUCGGCAGCCCAGGACUCUGGUCCCUCUGGAGCCCCAGGGAGCUCCUCUGGGGCCGGCGGGUGCAGCGACAGCCGGGGGACCCUCCAGCCCGAGGCAGAAGCGCAGAGGGGCCCAGCCCUGAUGCUAACUACCAGAGCAGCCUCUGCCAGGCUCUCGGUGCCCCCCUCCCCGAGGGCUCGGGCGCUUGCCACCAUCGGUUCCACCGGCUGGCACCGGUCUUGGCCCAGAGGGCAGAGCCAGGGGCAGAGGGGCCUUUGGGCCGGGAAGCGAGGCAGGGAGACGCGGGGUUCCAGAGCCCCGGUCACUUAGAACGCAACAGGGAACGAUCCCAGAGCUCCCGGGCUCCUGGUGCCCGCUCCGUCCCUUGGGCCAGGCCCUCCUGCCCCCAUGGGGGAGACUCCGAGGGGGCGCCCGCCGGGGGCUCUGCCAGGACCGGGGCACCCGGAGGUGAGGGCCUUGGGAGCCAGGCUCUCCCCACCCUUCCCCGUUCCCCGCCCCCCCGCCCUCCCCCGCAGCAGCCUUUUCCUCCUCGGACCCAGCAGCCCCGGCCUGGAGCAAAGCCAGAGAGGCCGGGCCCUCCUCGUCCAGCAGACGGUGAGGUCACCCCUGUCUGCCGGGGGGCACCGCCAGGGCCCGGACAGGAAGCCCAGCCGGGCACCUCUGACGAGCCGUGCCCCAGACAGACAGACAGACCCUCACUCUCACCCCCCCGCCCCCGGCCCCUGCCCUCCCGCCACCCCGAUAUCAAUCCAGCAAGACCACCUUGGGUCCGAGCAGCCCCAGGCCCGGGGGCCGCCGCCUCUCCGGCAGAGGUCGUUAGACGUCCUCAUUCUAGCCCCAAAGUUACAGGGCUUCCUGGCUGCGGCGGCCAAGCCCGGGAGCUCCCCCGGCCCCCACGGUUCUGGGCGUCGGAGCUGGUGGGCGCGGCCCCUCCCGGGGCUCCGACGCUGGGGGGUGUGGAGCGGGCUCACCUUCCCGCGCCCUGGUCGGGGAGCCCGGACGCCGCCGCCGCGGUCCCAGCCGAGUCUCCCAGCCCGCCCGGUUUCUCCGCCUGUAAGAUGGGGGAGAUGAUGGCACCCCUGCUGCCGCUGGGAGCUGGGAGGACCUACUAUGUGUCGAGCCUCGGGCUCCUCGCCUGUUAA
Molecule: messenger RNA, 3195 nt
Organism: Antechinus flavipes (yellow-footed antechinus)
Lineage: Eukaryota; Metazoa; Chordata; Mammalia; Dasyuromorphia; Dasyuridae
Product: collagen alpha-1(I) chain-like
Exons: 7
Coding region: 1-3195 (1064 amino acids)
Source: RefSeq, a predicted model, not a curated record